Carassius auratus (goldfish) is the source of this 2598-nucleotide messenger RNA. Its product is annotated as calcium/calmodulin-dependent protein kinase kinase 1-like. The record is from RefSeq and is a predicted model, not a curated record. Gene Ontology annotation, biological process: protein phosphorylation; CAMKK-AMPK signaling cascade. The transcript is spliced from 19 exons. The coding region runs from base 501 to 1940 and encodes 479 amino acids. Gene Ontology annotation, molecular function: protein serine/threonine kinase activity; ATP binding. Lineage: Eukaryota; Metazoa; Chordata; Actinopteri; Cypriniformes; Cyprinidae.
AAAAAUGGAAAUUGCAAUCACAACUUUGAAAUCAAUCUUACGUCUUUGAAAUCUGCUUUUCAUGAAACCAUAUCCCAGAUGUACCUCAGACUGAUGGAAGGACUGGUUUUCUCCUUAAGAAGCUUAUGAAUCGCUCGAGUUUCUCCUGCAAAGUUUCUGCAUAUGGCACAAGAAACAUUAGAUCAAUUAUAUACACUGAAAGCUUUUUUAGAGUUGUUCAGAUGUGGCUGAUGUGCUAAGUUCCUCUCCGCAAGCCAACAGUUGGAGGCCAUCAAGAUCUUUUUACACCUCUGAAGAUGCUGUAACUGCAGAUCAAAGUCUGGAGUCCUCUGGGCUUCAGAGGCACAACAGUGUUUUCUGCCUGAUGAGUGGAAGACCAUGCAACCCUAUGGCUGGCAAUACAAACUCUUACUGCUCUAUUUUGACGUUCCUAGCGAGGCUCUGAAGAACCCUGAGAUGUGUGCUUUGUUCUAAACAGCUCAGACUGAAGCGGGACAGUCAUGAGUGCUGACGUAGCUAACAGGCUGGAUGUGGACCCUGAUUACAAUGCUGAACUGGCUGACAUGGUAGCAGCCAUGAACGUGGCUGCCAACAGACUGACCCCUUCUAAUGGAUACAGGACCACCCCGCAUCGCCUCAGUCUCUCCGAUCGCAAGCUGUCACUGCAGGAGCGAUCCAGUAACCAGAAUGGCAUCAUCCCACGAAUAGCCAGAAGACCCACUAUUGAAUCGAAGCGGGUGUCUAUCUCUGAUGGGGAUGACUGUGUCCAGCUAAACCAGUACAAGUUGAAGAAUGAGAUAGGAAAGGGUUCAUAUGGGGUGGUCAAAUUAGCAUAUAAUGAAGAUGAUGACCAGUAUUACGCUAUGAAGUUGGUAUCCAAAAAGAAGUUAAUGAAGCAGUAUGGAUUCGCACGGCGACGUCCUUCCAGAGAAUCCAAUGGAUCACUAGAGAAUCUUUUAAAGCAUUCUGGCCUGUUGGACCGGGUGUAUCAAGAAAUUGCUAUUCUGAAGAAACUUGACCAUCUUAAUGUGGUUCAUUUAGUUGAGGUUCUUGACGACCCGGCUGAGGAUAACUUGCACAUGGUCUUUGAGUUGGUACCUAAAGGUCCAGUGAUGGAGAUCCCAACAGACAGUCCUCUAACAGAAGAAAUGGCCCGCUUCUACUUCAGAGAUGUCCUCCUAGGAAUUGAAUACUUGCACUAUCAGAAAAUCAUACAUAGAGACAUCAAACCCUCCAAUCUGUUGCUGGGGGAUGAUGGGCACAUCAAGAUCGCAGAUUUCGGUGUCAGUAAUGUGUUUGAGGGGAACGAUGCUCUGCUGUCAGACAGUGCAGGAACACCGGCUUUCAUGGCACCUGAAACUCUGACUGACCAGGACCUCAGAUUCAGUGGAAAGGCUCUGGACAUAUGGGCAAUGGGAGUGACGCUGUUUUGUUUCAUCUUUGGAAGGUGUCCUUUUCAUGAUGAAUACAUCUUAGGCCUGCAUGAAAAGAUCAGAACUGCGCCAGUCGAGUUCCCAGACAUGUCUGUGAUCAGUGAUGGGCUGAAGGAUCUCAUCAUCAGAAUGCUGGACAAAGUCCCUGAAGCUAGAAUCACAUUACCAGAAAUCAAGCUGCACCCGUGGGUCACGCUUGAUGGGACGGAUCUUCUGCCUCUGGAGGAGGAGCACUGCACCGUGGUGGAGGUCACUGAGGAGGAGGUGCAGAACUCCGUCAAACUGGUUCCCAGCCUGUCUGCUGUGAUCCUGGUGAAGUCCAUGCUGCGGAAGCGCUCCUUCAGUAACCCGUUCGAGUGUCCCAGCCGCAGGAAGGGCAGGUCCAUGUCUGCCCCUGGAGUUCUUGUGGACAUGUCACUGUUUCGCCCUCUAAGCAGAGGGAGUAACAAUAAUGGAAGCAGAGAAGGAGAGCUGGAAAACCUUAUUGAGGAUGAAACAUUUACAUAAAUUAGCAAAAAUCAUUUUUCUUAUUGGCCCAAUUGUGUGAUUAGCCAUUUUGUCCUCAUCUGCGCUGGAUUAUUUUCAACAUAAAAAUUAUAUUUACUGUGUAACGCAUGAUGUUUAUCUUAUGUAGGUACCUUUAAAAUAUAAUGCCGCAUCUGGUAAUACUUUAUAUUAGAGUAAUAUUUGUGUUUUAUUGCAUUUACGUGCCAAACCUAAAGUAAAUUUGAAAGAAGUUUAGAUUUAAAUGCAUAUAUAUAUAUAAUGUUUGUAUCAGUGCAUUCGACAGAUAAGCGUGAUCCCUUUGCUGUGCAGCAGAAAUCAGCAUAGCUUUGCAUGAUAUGUAUUAGAAGUCUCUGUUAUAUCAAUGGUCUGUAUGCUUUUUUUUGGUUGUCCUUUUGAGAUUUGAAGUAAAAUUGAAAGAGAGAGACAGGCCUAUUUUAUUUUAUUUUUUUAUAAUAGUCACUGUCGAAACAUCUACAGUAAAUAUGUUUAAUUAUAUAAAAAUAAGAAUAUAAAAACGUAUUGCAUUCUGAGUAUAGGCUUCUGGGCUCCUCUAGUGUGCACUAUUAUUAAUCACUACGGAUGUACCCUAGUGCCUCUGUGAGGUUGUUCUCCGAUUAGCAACACAAGCCCCAGGGACUCAGUAUGUCACUCUUUUUUA